AUGCCUGGCGGGGGGCGUAUCUGGGAGUCUUCCUCCUCCCCGCCUUCGACACUUCCCACAGAGCUCCUGGAGGCCCAGCUCGGUUUGGUCCGUGGCACGGACCUCUGCCUUCACUAUGCCACCGCAGAUAACAGCAAACUCAUCCUGCACCACUACAACCUCACCGGGAGAAUGGAUGGGCGGCGACCCCGGCAAGACAACAUGGGUACUCUUAAGGUGGUCUUUCUCACUGCCGGCUGCCUCAUCAUCCUGGUGAACUUGCUGGUGCUCACGGCCCUCGUUCGAAAAUUGCGAGCCCGCCGGUGGGUCUACUCGUGCAUCGCCAGCAUCACGCUCAGUGACCUCUUGACUGGGGUGGCCUAUAUGGCCAAUCUCUGCCUGUCCGGCAGCAGGACCUUCCACCUGUCACCCACGAUGUGGUUCCUCCGGGAGGGGGUCCUCUUUGUCGCCCUGGCAGCCUCCACCUUCAGCCUGUUAGUGACCGCGAUCGAGCGCUACAGCACCAUGGUGAGGUCCAUUGCCGAGAACGAGGCCAGCAAGAAGGCCCGCCUGAGAGGUCUCUUAUGCUUCUGCUGGGUCCUGGCUGUCAUCAUUGGCUUGCUCCCUUUAUUAGGCUGGAACUGCGUUUGCGAUUUGCCCAGCUGCUCCACGCUGCUGCCCCUCUACUCCAAGAACUACAUUAACUUCUCGGUGGUCAUGUUCAUGAUUAUCUUGGCAAGCAUAGUGGUACUGUAUGUCUCCAUCUAUCGCCAGGUCCAAAGAAGCACCUGGCAAGUGACAUCGAAGUCUGGCCGCAAGAGGUCGCUACGGCUGCUGACGACAGUGUUGAUAAUCCUUUUUGCUUUUAUUUGUUGCUGGUUCCCCCUCUUCAUCCUCCUACUGAUGGACAUCUUUCCUGAGACGAGGAGCUGGAAGCUUCACAAACACUUGGACUGGGCUUUGACCUUGGCGGUGGCCAACUCAUUCAUCAAUCCCAUCAUCUACUCCUUCAGAAGCAAGGAAGUGAGGAGAGCGGUCGUGAGCUUACUCUGCUGCUGCUGCCCUGGAAAAUGCCGUACUGUCACUGAUAUCCCGUCAGGCUCUUCCACAGGCACGGAAAGCUCCUUGAAACCCCAAGACAGUUUCCGAAAUUCCAAGGGGCUCAAUGCGAGGAAGGCCAGAGAGACUCUUUCCAGUAAUUCCAGUGCAAUGACCUCCAUGCCAACAGAAGACAUGUCAGAGUGGCAGCUGGAUAGAGGAGAGGAAAGCUGCAUAAGUUGUGCUGGAUUCCUAGAAGGAGGGCUGGAUAAAAACCUGAUAGGCACUGUGAACUGGAAUCUUGACUCUCCUGGACAUGAGGAGCAAGAUUCGCAAUUCAGCUUAAAAAGCUAUUAG
Euleptes europaea (tarantolino) is the source of this 1374-nucleotide messenger RNA. RefSeq names its product sphingosine-1-phosphate receptor 4 (gene S1PR4). The transcript has a single exon. Lineage: Eukaryota; Metazoa; Chordata; Lepidosauria; Squamata; Sphaerodactylidae. The record is from RefSeq and is a predicted model, not a curated record. Gene Ontology annotation, biological process: G protein-coupled receptor signaling pathway. Gene Ontology annotation, molecular function: sphingosine-1-phosphate receptor activity. Gene Ontology annotation, cellular component: membrane. Bases 1 to 1374 code for a protein of 457 amino acids.